Lactuca virosa is the source of this 1133-nucleotide messenger RNA. The record is from the annotation of a GenBank genome assembly. Lineage: Eukaryota; Viridiplantae; Streptophyta; Magnoliopsida; Asterales; Asteraceae.
GGCCGUGUUUUAGGAAGAGGAGGAGAAUUUGAUUUCUCUAAUGUCCGAGACGUGGUAAUGUGAGAUGGAUUUGUACGGGUGUCACCUUGUGCGGUGAUCCCGAUAAUCCAGGCGUUUAAGGAGAGACCAUCCAUGAGAAGGGUUUAUUUUGGAUGGAGAAAGGAAUAAAAGCUCAGUUGCCCGGCAGAACAGAUAAUGAAAUCAAGAACUUAUGGAAGAAGUUAAGGCAACCAGGGAUUGAUCCAAACACUCAUAAACCACUUACGGUAGUCAAUGAUGAUCGUAAAGAUCCAUCUGGGAGCAACGAGAAGAACUCACAGGGGUCAUCGUAUCUUGACGAGAAAAUAGAACCACCGGUGUUGGUGAUGGCGUCAUAUUACCCUCUAAUUGACAACCCUCCACCGGUGAGACAUGAGUUUCUCUUUAACAUGUUUGUAACGAGUCACGAAACUACAACCAAACAGACGGAUUCCCAUCAUCUCUCCAGAUUCAUCCCUUUUAGAUAUACACAGCAACCACCACCACCACCGACGGAAUCUACUGAUAUUUUCUUCAAUACUGAUUCCAAGCCAUAGUCGGAGCUAAUUACGGAAUACACAAGUGGUAUUUCCAACCCCUCCUCUCAGCUCUGCGGCGCAACACCGCCAAUUUCCAGCAACAGAGUAAUUGGGGCAGUGGCAAUAAUGGAAGCAACGGUGGGUUCUUCCUUAACAACGUUUGGUAUGGGAGUUGACACUACAGAUUGCAACAAAAAUCAAAAUCAAAUUAAUGGUGUAGAGGGUGAACAAGAUUACAUCAUAUGGAAUGAUCAAUUUCUCUAAGCUCCAGUUUUAAUUGGGAAAGCGUCGAUUGAGACCUGAAGUCAAUUUCGAGGUGAACCAGGAACUGUAUCAUGGUUAGCAAAGUGUGGAUACUUACAACAAGCAUUUUCAGAGGAUUUCUACAAGCUUUGGACAUUUUUCAUAGGUUUUCAGCAAAUUCAGAAAUUCAUUAAUGGUGUGAGCCUUCGUAGAGUUUUUUUCUUUUCUUUUGUAUUUAAAUUUGUGUAAACAUGUGUGUUGAGAGAGAUAGAGAAAAGUUGGGGCCUGUUAUUUUUUAAUUAUUUAAAUAAAUACAUAAGUAUUAUAUUAAAA